AUGGAGGUGACCUGCCUUCUACUUCUGGCGCUGAUCCCCUUCCACUGCCGGGGACAAGGAGUCUACGCUCCUGCUCAGGCUCAGAUUGUCCACGCCGGCCAGGCAUGUGUGGUGAAGGAGGACAACAUCAGCGAGCGUGUCUACACCAUCCGGGAGGGGGACACUCUCGUGCUGCAGUGCCUUGUCACGGGGCAUCCUCGGCCCCAGGUGCGCUGGACCAAGACUGCGGGCAGCGCCUCAGACAAGUUCCAGGAGACAUCGGUGUUCAACGAGACGCUGCGCAUCGAGCGCAUCGCGCGCACGCAGGGCGGCCGCUACUACUGCAAGGCGGAGAACGGCGUGGGCGUGCCCGCCAUCAAGUCUAUCCGCGUGGACGUGCAGUACCUGGACGAGCCCAUGCUGACGGUGCACCAGACGGUGAGCGAUGUUCGAGGCAAUUUCUACCAGGAGAAGACAGUGUUCCUGCGCUGUACGGUCAACUCCAACCCGCCUGCCCGCUUCAUCUGGAAGCGGGGCUCCGACACCCUGUCUCACAGCCAGGACAAUGGGGUCGACAUCUAUGAGCCCCUCUACACCCAGGGGGAGACCAAGGUCCUGAAGCUGAAGAACCUGCGGCCCCAGGACUAUGCCAGCUACACCUGCCAGGUGUCUGUACGCAACGUGUGCGGCAUCCCAGACAAGGCCAUCACCUUCCGGCUCACCAAUACCACGGCACCACCAGCCCUGAAGGUGUCUGUGAAUGAAACUCUGGUGGUCAACCCGGGGGAGAAUGUGACAGUACAGUGUCUGCUGGCAGGCGGCGAUCCCUUACCCCAGCUGCAGUGGUCCCACGGGCCGGGCCCGCUGCCCUUGGGUGCUGUGGCCCAGAGUGGCACCCUCAGCAUCCCUUCAGUGCAGGCCCAGGACUCUGGCUACUACAACUGCACGGCCACCAACAACGUGGGCAACCCUGCCAAGAAGACGGUCAACCUGCUGGUGCGAUCCAUGAAGAACGCUACGUUCCAGAUCACCCCAGAUGUGAUCAAAGAGAGUGAGAACAUACAGCUGGGCCAGGACCUGAAGCUGUCGUGCCAUGUGGAUGCAGUACCCCAGGAGAAGGUGACCUACCAGUGGUUCAAGAAUGGCAAGCCGGCACGCAUGUCCAAGAGGCUGCUGGUGACCCGAAAUGACCCCGAGUUGCCUGCCGUCACGAGCAGCCUAGAGCUCAUUGACCUGCACUUCAGCGACUAUGGCACCUACCUGUGCGUGGCUUCCUUCCCAGGAGCACCUGUGCCUGACCUCAGCGUCGAGGUGAACAUCUCCUCUGAGACAGUGCCUCCCACCAUCAGCGUGCCCAAGGGCAGGGCCGUGGUCACAGUGCGGGAGGGCUCGCCCGCCGAGCUGCAGUGUGAGGUUCGAGGCAAGCCGCGGCCGCCGGUGCUCUGGUCCCGCGUGGACAAGGAGGCUGCGCUCCUGCCCUCGGGGCUGCCCCUGGAGGAGACCCCGGACGGGAAGCUGCGGCUGGAGCACGUGAGCCGCGACAUGAGUGGGACCUACCGCUGCCAGACGGCUCGGUAUAAUGGCUUCAACGUGCGCCCCCGCGAGGCCCAGGUGCAGCUGAACGUGCAGUUCCCGCCGGAGGUGGAGCCCAGCUCCCAGGAUGUGCGCCAAGCGCUGGGCCGGCCCGUGCUGCUGCGCUGCUCGCUGCUGCGGGGCAGCCCCCAGCGUAUCGCCUCGGCCGUCUGGCGCUUCAAAGGGCAGCUGCUGCCUCCGCCGCCCGCUGUCCCCGUCGCCGCCGAGGCCCCCGACCACUCCGAACUGCGCCUCGACGCCGUCACCCGCGACAGCAGCGGCAGCUACGAGUGCAGCAUCUCGAACGACGUGGGCUCGGCUACCUGCCUCUUUCAGGUCUCGGCCAAAGCCUACAGCCCGGAGUUUUACUUCGACACCCCCAACCCCACCCGCAGCCACAAGCUGUCCAAGAACUACUCCUAUGUGCUGCAGUGGACCCAGAGGGAGCCCGAUGCUGUCGACCCCCUGCUCAACUACAGACUCAGUGUCCGCCAGUUGAAUCAGCACAACGCCGUGGUGAAGGCCAUCCCAGUGCGGCGCGUGGAGAAGGGGCAGCUGCUGGAGUACAUCCUGACUGACCUCCGUGUGCCCUACAGCUACGAGGUCCGCCUCACACCCUACACCACCUUCGGGGCUGGUGACAUGGCCUCCCGCAUCAUCCACUACACAGAGCCCAUCAACUCUCCCAACCUGUCAGACAACACCUGCCACUUUGAAGAUGAGAAGAUCUGUGGCUACACCCAGGACCUGACAGACAACUUUGACUGGACACGGCAGAAUGCCCUCACCCAGAAUCCCAAGCGCUCCCCCAACACUGGUCCUCCCACUGACAUCAGUGGCAGCCCUGAGGGCUACUACAUGUUCAUCGAGACAUCAAGGCCCCGGGAGCUGGGGGACCGAGCCCGUUUGGUGAGUCCCUUGUACAAUGCCAGCGCUAAGUUCUACUGCGUCUCCUUUUUCUACCACAUGUACGGGAAGCACAUCGGCUCCCUCAACCUCCUGGUGCGGUCCCGGAACAAAGGGGGCCUGGACACGCACGCCUGGUCCCUCAGUGGCAAUAAGGGCAAUGUGUGGCAGCAGGUGCAUGUGCCCAUCAAACCCAGCGGGCCCUUCCAGAUUAUUUUUGAGGGGGUUCGAGGCUCUGGCUACCUGGGGGAUAUCGCCAUAGAUGACGUCACACUGAAGAAGGGAGAGUGUCCCCGGAAGCAGAUGGAUCCCAAUAAAGUCGUGGUGAUACCGGGCAGUGGAGCCCCCCGCCAGCCCCACCCGCAGCUCUGGGGGCCCAUGGUCAUCUUCCUCUUGGCAUUGCAGAGAUGAUGAGAGCUGCGUGGCCUCCCCACCCCGCCCCCGGUACACCAAAGUGUCCGCAUCGUACCAAAGACUGACCCCCGCCAGCCGGGGUGCCCAGGGGCAGGGCCGGCCCGCCAGGGAGGGGGCCUGCAUUGGCUGCGAGGAUGAGCAGAGAAACAAGGACAGAGGCCCGGCGCUGAGGCCCUGGAGCCGGUCGUUUGACACACGCACACACGCACACACUCACACGCACACAC
This is a messenger RNA of Neomonachus schauinslandi (Hawaiian monk seal), 3098 nucleotides long. RefSeq names its product MAM domain containing glycosylphosphatidylinositol anchor 1 (gene MDGA1). Gene Ontology annotation, cellular component: axon; neuronal cell body; plasma membrane. NCBI's taxonomy places the organism in Eukaryota, Metazoa, Chordata, Mammalia, Carnivora, Phocidae. Gene Ontology annotation, biological process: homophilic cell-cell adhesion; synapse organization. The record is from RefSeq and is a predicted model, not a curated record. The transcript has 17 exons. Bases 1 to 2868 code for a protein of 955 amino acids. Gene Ontology annotation, molecular function: protein binding; axon guidance receptor activity.